AAUUGUUUCAAUUCUCAUUCGUACCUGGACGAUAAUCAACUUUGAUAUAAGACGCUAAAAGUAUUGCAGAGAAAAAUUUGGAUGGCAUAUUUAUUCACAUUAUUUAAUUCGAAACAGUUAUCAAUUAUUGAUUUAAUAAAUGUUAAAUUAACACGCUACUAGAGGAGGAGUAAUUUGGUUUGCGGAUAGAAACAUGUUCCAGGCGUAUUGCCUUCGCCCGUUUGUAUGCGUUAGGAUACCUACGAGGAGAUCUCAAAGUAUUCAAGAAACUCGGCCAUUCUUUGGAAUCAUCACCAUCUGAUAAUUUUCGUAGUCUUCCUCCACAAAAGCUUUAUCUAAAUAGUAGUGCCCCCUCGAAAACGAACAUACAUACAUACUAAACAACAACAUACAAGCGAGUUUUAUAGUUAAAUGCUUGAUUGUUUUGCUCAUAACAAAAACAAAAAAAAAUUGCCUCGUUAUUGGAAUAUUAAUUGAAGAAUUUUUAUUUCAUCCCUAUUGAUAUUAUUCUAACAUCGGAGUUUUUAAUAUAUAAUGUUUUCGAACGGCCUACCUUGCAAUUUGUCAUUUCCCAGUUGCCUUGGCGUACCUAAAGACAGUGGGAGCGACGAAUUACUACCAACAACCAUGAGUAAUCGUGAACCAGUUAUUUUAAAUGUCUAUGACAUGUAUUGGAUAAAUGAAUAUACUACAUCGAUAGGUUUAGGUGUUUUUCAUUCCGGCGUUGAAAUAUUUGGUACAGAAUUUGCAUAUGGAGGACAUCCUUUCCCGUUUACUGGUGUUUUCGAAAUAACACCUCGUGAUCAUGAUGAAUUGGGAGAGCAGUUUCAGUUUAGGCAAAGUAUACAAAUCGGCUGCACUGAUUUUACUUACGAAGAAAUUCGACGCAUUGUGGACGAGUUGGGAAAUCAAUUCCGUGGCGAUCGAUACCAUUUGAUGAACAAUAACUGCAACCAUUUUUCCAGCUCUCUAACACAGAUUCUUUGUGGCCAAGAAAUCCCAAGCUGGGUAAACCGCCUAGCGCAUUUUAGCUCCUGUGUGCCAUUUCUUCAAAGAUGCUUGCCAAAAGAAUGGCUAACACCAAAUGCCUUACAACAGAGCAUAACUGCAAUUCACGAACGUGACGAAUCCGACGCCAGUCCUCUUUGAGAACCACAGGAUUAGGAAAGAAUAUAGUGACAAUUUACACAUUUAACAAUCUAUUAUUAUGUAAUUAACGAUAAAGAAUAACUUCAUAACUUGUUUAUGUACAUUAAAUUAAAAUUUGUUCUUGUAAGAUAUAUAUAUAUAUAUAUUUGAUUUCAUACAAUUAAACUUAAAUUAAUAUUAAACUAUACUCAUAACAUUUUAAACAGAAAUAUCAUAUACAUACAUACAUACAACUUUUACAUU
Molecule: messenger RNA, 1392 nt
Organism: Rhagoletis pomonella (apple maggot)
Lineage: Eukaryota; Metazoa; Arthropoda; Insecta; Diptera; Tephritidae
Product: deubiquitinase DESI2
Exons: 5
Coding region: 535-1149 (204 amino acids)
Biological process (GO): protein deubiquitination
Molecular function (GO): deubiquitinase activity
Source: RefSeq, a predicted model, not a curated record